UUCUUUUUCGUUUUUUUUUUAUUAUUCCUUUUUUUUUUCUUCCUUUGGUCAUCCACUUUUCUUUUUUUUUAAAUUUUAUAUCUACUCUAAUCAUCGUACAUUUUCAACAAUGUCACAACAUGAAUCUUUUGCAAAUGAUCAAGGUGAAAAGUAUAAGGUUGAACAAACUGCUGUAGAAGACUACGUUGAAGAAGAUCGUGCUUCUAGUAUCAUUAAUGAAUUUGGUCAUGGUCAAGGUUCUUUUUUAACUGCCUACUUCAACGUUGUUUGUGUAGUGGCUGGUACCGGUACAUUGGGUCUUCCUCAUGCUUUUGCUCAAGGUGGUUGGUUAGGUAUCUUGAUUUUGCUUCUUGCUUAUUUCAUGUCAGUAUAUUCUGGUAUUGUGUUAAUUCGAUGUCUUUAUUAUAAGCCUGGUCAACGUCUUCAUGAUUUCAAGGAAAUUGGUGUUGCUGCCUUCAGCUGGCCUGGGUAUCUUGUUUCUUCUUGUCUUCAUAUUUUGAAUUUAUUUGGUUGUCCUGCUCUUUAUCUUGUUUUGGCCGGUGGUAAUAUGGUCACAUUAUUGAAAGGCACUGCUGGUGAAUUGAACCAUUCUUAUUGGGUUAUUAUUUGGGGUGUCUUCUUAUUGAUUCCUUCCUUGGUUUUGAAAACUCUUCGAGAAGUCACCGCCAUUGCUGCUAUUGGUGCUCUUUGUACUAUGAUUGCUGUUUUCAUUGUCUUGAUUCAAUCUCCCAUGAACCGUUUGGCCGAUCCUCAAACUUCUAGUGUGAUUUGGACUGGUUUCCCUUCUUCUUUGGCUACUAUUGCUUUCUCUUUUGGUGGUAACAACACUUAUCCUCACGUUGAACAUGCUUUGAAGAAACCUCAUCAAUGGAAGUGGGCUGUCUUUGCUGGUUUGACUACCUGUACUUGUCUCUAUUUCUUGACUGCUGUGCCUGCCUAUCAUUCUUUUGGUCGAUUUGCUGUAUCUCCCAUUUACAAUUCUUUACCUGCUGGUGUUGGACAAACCAUUGCUAUUAUUGUCAUGACUAUUCACGUUAUCUUCGCCAUUCCUAUCUAUACUACUUCUUUCUCUUUGGAAUUUGAAAAAUUCUCUCGUGCUACUGAUGAACGUUUGGGUAAAGUUGGUGCCUGGUUUGCCAGAGCUGUCAUCCGUACAGCUACCAUGGUGAUUCUCUGCUUACUUGCCAUCUUUGUGCCUUACUUUGACGAUUUCAUGGGUUUGAUCGGUGCCUUGGCAAACUGUGGCCUUGUGUUCCUGUUACCUGUUAGUUGCUACCUCAAGUUGACUGGUGUACGAAACAAGCCCUGGUAUGAAUUGGCUUUCUGCGCCCUUACAUUGUUCCUUGGCAUCGUCGGUGUAAUUUUUGGUACUAAGGAUGCAGUGAUUAGUCUUCGUGAUGACUUCCAAAGUGGACGUUCUGCUUAGAAAAUGAUCAUCUAGAAAUAGAAUUAGAAUUCCUUGUCAUAUUUAGUUGUGAUCUUUUAUACAUAUUCUAUCUUUAUAUUUUUUUUUUGUACUUUACGUCUAUAGUUUAUUUACCUGUUGUAGUUUUAUGUUCUUUUACUCUCCUCCUUUUUUUUUUUUAUCAAAUACCUCUAUUGUUUGUAUAUAUAUUAUCCACUUUAUUGAAU
Messenger RNA from Halteromyces radiatus, 1632 nucleotides. Its product is annotated as transmembrane amino acid transporter protein-domain-containing protein. Bases 110 to 1426 code for a protein of 438 amino acids. The transcript is spliced from 5 exons. Gene Ontology annotation, biological process: amino acid transmembrane transport. NCBI's taxonomy places the organism in Eukaryota, Fungi, Mucoromycota, Mucoromycetes, Mucorales, Cunninghamellaceae. Gene Ontology annotation, molecular function: amino acid transmembrane transporter activity. Gene Ontology annotation, cellular component: vacuolar membrane. The record is from RefSeq and is a predicted model, not a curated record.